UGUGUUUUCACAGAUGGCAAUACACAUUUCUGGGCUUUUAUCUAGGCGAUGUUAGUUUUUUCAAUCUGACCAAAGGUCAGCUGAGUUGAACUCAGCUAAAAGAUGAACCUGCACUGGUUGGCGCUGCUGUCAGUGUUCUGGUGGUGUUGGUUGGCGGGAGCUGACAGGAAAUCUUUAUCAGCUGAGCUGACCCCACCCCAAAUCAGGAAACCUGACUCACAGAAGAGAAGAGUCAUCAAAGAAGGGAGAGGGGCGGUCAUACAAUGCGAGGCCGACGGUUACCCACCACCUACGUACCAGUGGUUGAGAAACGACGUUGCCAUUGACGACAACGGGGACUACAUCAAAGCCUUCAGCAACGGCACGCUGGUGUUUAAAGACUUCAAGAUGAGGGACGGUGGGGUUUUCCAGUGUCAGGCUAAAAAUAAAUGUGGAACUUCCGUCUCUGUGAAAUUUCCGAUUUUGGCUAGUGCAUAUAUAGACGAAAGCUUUCUAGGUGGGAUCAACCCUAUUGACGUGAGCGUGACAGAGGGCACACCAACCCACCUGUACUGUGUUCACGCCCCUGAUGGUGCCGGAAAUUUUUUAGUUCGCUGGUACAGGGACGUCAGCAGACAGGAAGUGGACAUCACCAGCAGAGUCGGCACCGACAGCAAUGGUACACACCAUAUUGCGUAUGCCGUCAAUGAAGACGCGGGGGAGUACGUGUGUGGACUGGCGCCCUACAACAACCCACACGCCACGGCCAUUUAUCUCUUUGACGUCAUACACGUCACAGUCAUAGGGGGGAAGACAGAGCUGAUGAAGCCCAACAAGGAACAUGUUUCCACAGUGGUCAAAGGCACACUUGGUCAGCGCGUGGAACUGGAGUGUUUCUUCUCGGGCUACCCAGAACCUGAUAUCACGUGGAAGGACAAUCAACAACAGGUCAUCCAGGAAGGUCACGGUCAUUACGUCAUCGACGAUUUCGGCCGGAAGUUGAGAAUUGAACAGCUGAGAGAGGAGGACGAGGGGACGUACUCAUGCACGGCCAGAAACGGUGCCGGGUCGGACGAUGCCAGGAUCUUCCUCAAUGUCACAAGUCCACCUCUGAUGUUAACAACACCAGACACUUCACUGGAAAAGUUAUACAAACUUUCCGGCCAGAUGGCCACAUUGAAAUGUUUUGCCAGGGCCAUGGAGGGAGAGAACCUGGAGCCACCUGUGUGGUACAGGAAUGGGGAGCUGCUCACUACAGAGACGUUCCCUGACCAGACCAGGUACAGUUUUGAUGCUGACGGCACCGAGCUGACCAUCAAGGAUCUGGACAAGUGUAAAGACACCGCAUGCUUCCAGUGUAACAUCAGCAACAGUGAAGGUUACAUCUUUUAUGACGGUUUUCUCAAGGUCGUUGACCCAGAGCACUCAGGCUAA
This is a messenger RNA of Physella acuta, 1413 nucleotides long. RefSeq names its product neuroglian. The record is from RefSeq and is a predicted model, not a curated record. NCBI's taxonomy places the organism in Eukaryota, Metazoa, Mollusca, Gastropoda, Physidae.